Messenger RNA from Cylicostephanus goldi, 698 nucleotides. The record is from the annotation of a GenBank genome assembly. NCBI's taxonomy places the organism in Eukaryota, Metazoa, Nematoda, Chromadorea, Rhabditida, Strongylidae.
GUAGCUGAUAAAGCUAUAAGCAAAGGAGAAGCUGAAAAGAUUAACAAUUACAAUAUUAAACUGUUCGAAAAUGAAGUGGGAGUGACGGAGUUUGGAGACCGCUAUGCAACGGUCAUCCCUGGAUGUCUUAGCUAUCUACUGCGCAAAGAGCGCAUUGUCGAACUGUUGACGGAACCUGCUGACAUAGACGCGAUACGCGAACAAGGAUGGAUGUCACAUAAACCACCUAGACUACCUCCACUGGUGUCAACAAAGGCUUGUUUUGCUUUUUACGUAGAAGGUUCUACAGUGAGCUCAGUCAGAGAGCUGUCGAGCGAUGAGUUAAAGCCAUGGACAACUACUGAUCCAGUAGAGGGUGAACCCACUAUCAAGCCGAAUGUACGGAAGCAUGCGGUGACUAGAGAAGAUGGUCGCUUAGUCCCAUGCAAGGGUGAUGGGCGAACAUCUGAGUUUCACCUUACCGAGUACAGUGCUUGGCUACCGAGACUACUUAGACUCAGGAAGAAGAUUUUCUAUGUAGCUCGACAAACGGGCCAGAUAGUGGGAAAUGUGCUGAUUUUGUACGACUUCACAAUGCCAGGAGAAAUUCCAUCAAUCAUGAACAUAGCACACGGAAAUGAUGCUUUGAGAGAUAUGCAACAAAUGGAUUUGUCUAUGGAGUUGCCAGUAGCAGAUGCAGAUAAUCCGGUAAGUUAGAU